GUGUCUGCCGAACAGUAUCUUUCGAAUACCAAGCCACCAGACAACGUUCUGCAUGCGCUAGAGCGUCUGAUGCAAGAGUCCAAGGUCACUGAAGUGGAUGCCUUCAUUAUCCAUUACCGACAUGAUAGAUGGUGCGCGUGGGACACGCGAGAUCUCGGAACAAGCGUCCUUAGUUGCCCGGCAAGCAUACCUUCUGCUCCUCGAACCGGAAAAUGUUGAGCAUAUUUGCGCACAGGAGGGAAUCGCGGUCAGUGAUACCUCCAGUCUUUAUGGCAUCAUUGAGAGACGAGAAAUUGCCAACGCCAUCGUGCCCUUGAUGAGGGAGUGGAAGGAAAUACAUUGGGAAGAAGUUCAGAAUAUUAUCGACAAUGGAUAUGGGGAUAGCUUGCAAGACGCUAAAACCGAAUAUCUCGCCCGACUACUCAUGAAAAGAUACAAGAUUGAUCGUGCGCACGCGAAAAGCGAGCUAGAGCAACAUCAUGGGGAUAUCGAUAAAGCCGGAGAAGUAUGCAUGGCGCAUGCGAAAUUCGCAGCCAAACGGCUCAAAGUCGAUCCUGUAAUUCCAACACGAGACACACAAAAUGCCCCGAAUGUAACACCGCAAACCCGCGUCAUUUCUGUUCUUGGUGUUGACGAACCGUCCAGCACCUCAAGGGCAGCAAGCCCAUCACUGGGUGACGGGUGGAUGGUAUCCGAUUUCUACAUGUGGCUGCAUGUCCUCGAGGGCAUGGGAAAAGACCAAAAAUGGAUCACAUCAAUGCCCCCCGAUUAUCUUGUGCAGAAAUAUGGCAAACAAGACAAGGUUACGAUGGAAGUAUUUGAUGACGAAGGACCGCAGGUAACGAAGCCCGUGCAAACAAAAUGGGCGUCCGGAUUCAUCCACGGGGAUCCGUUCGAAACCAGAAAAGUUGUACUCGAUGAGAGUCUGCUACCUCGGGUUUUGGCAAAGGUGACGAUCGGACCAAAAGGAGCCGACCUGCGAGACUUUUUCUUGCAGCAACUGAGGAAUACUAUGGCCGAUGCCGCAGAAUCUGGAGAUCACGUACUCAUCAUGAUCUUUUCACACGGCGAUUAUGAUUCCGCCGGCGGCUUAUGCCUAGGUGUUGACCUGUUUAUGAAUGAUGACUCUGAAAGUACCUGAAACCAAGCCAUGUCGCAUCUAUUCUCUCGGAGUACCCAGACAUCAGGACCACUAUGUUUAUGACAUCGUGUUUCUCCGGUCAUUGGGUGGAGACCACAGAAUUUAAAGGGAGAAAUCUGACACCGGCAAUUCUUGUUGCAGCAGAAACGGAAGAGGAUUCAUUCGGGCUACGGAUCGUCACCAGUAUUCAGCGACCCGAAA
This is a messenger RNA of Aspergillus glaucus CBS 516.65, 1342 nucleotides long. RefSeq lists its product as uncharacterized. Lineage: Eukaryota; Fungi; Ascomycota; Eurotiomycetes; Eurotiales; Aspergillaceae. The coding region runs from base 98 to 1141 and encodes 347 amino acids. The record is from RefSeq and is a predicted model, not a curated record. The transcript is spliced from 3 exons.